Vicia faba (fava bean) is the source of this 525-nucleotide messenger RNA. The record is from the annotation of a GenBank genome assembly. NCBI's taxonomy places the organism in Eukaryota, Viridiplantae, Streptophyta, Magnoliopsida, Fabales, Fabaceae.
AUGGCCGAUGUUAAUGAGGAUGGUACUUCGGGCUCUGGAGCAGAUUUGAAUAUGUUGGAUGGACACAAACCUUAUCCUGCUGUUGUUCUAUCGGGUUUUGGUGGCCGGAAGCGGAGCAAGAAGGCUACCGGUGACGCGAUUGUUGAUGAGAUCAUUUAUUGCUGUGGUUGCAGGGAAAGUGUGGUGUUUGGGGAAUUGCUGUUGAUUAUCAAGUUGAAUAGAUGCACUGGUCCGGCUAACAUUUGCUGCUGGUUACAAUCAUGGAGUUGCCAGUUUGCACAUUUGAGUUGCAGAUUAUACUAUCCACCUUGGCUGGUCUGCUUCAGACUCACAAUUACUAAUCUACAUUCUAGUCCAAUGAAUGAUGAUGAUGACCAAGAUCUGAUUCUCCCCGAAAUUCCUAAAGAUUUCACUUGCUGCAAUGACUUAAGAUCAGAGUUGUUAAUCCCGGAUAGCGGAGCGGAGCGGAGCGGAGCGGAGCGGAGCGGAGCGGCCGACCCCCGGGAAUGGGAAAAGCGGGAAUAG